Messenger RNA from Saprolegnia parasitica CBS 223.65, 1212 nucleotides. RefSeq lists its product as hypothetical. The coding region runs from base 1 to 1212 and encodes 403 amino acids. Gene Ontology annotation, molecular function: 2-oxoglutarate-dependent dioxygenase activity. The record is from RefSeq and is a predicted model, not a curated record. The transcript is spliced from 10 exons. Lineage: Eukaryota; Oomycota; Saprolegniomycetes; Saprolegniales; Saprolegniaceae.
AUGGCAUGGCAUGACCAUGCUGCGCAGGGCGACGAUGACGCGACGACCGCGCUGCUCGCUAGCGCUGGCUUUGUAGCGCACCACGAGACAGUCGUGGACGUGGCGUGUGCGCCGGUGGCCGAGGAUGCGUACUCGGGGGAUGUGUGCUUGCGCCAAAGCGUCGAGCUCAAGUUUGGCGACUUUGUGGCCUACUACGAGGCCAAGCGACGAGGCCAAUCGCACUGGCUCAUGGACACGGAAGACGAGCUUCAGUUCUACCUCGCGCAGUGUCCGCUGCAGUCGACAACGCCGGCGACGCCAGCGGUGCUGCCGCACUUGGCCUCGACCUUUCCGCCACCAAAGGCGAUCGCGGAGAUGGCACUGACCCAAGUGAAUUUGUGGAUGACACUGCAAGCGAGCCGCACGACACUGCACUAUGACGCGUACGACAACGUGCUCACGGUCGUCCGUGGCGCCAAGCAUGUCAAGCUCUUUGCGCCGACAUCCGACGUCGGCGCACAUCCCGUGACCUCAAAGUCCGCCAAUCACGCACGAUUGACGCUCGACGAACUUGACGCGCGCGCACCCGACGCAACGUUCACCGUGACCCCAACCGACGCUCUCUUCAUCCCCGAGGGCUGGUGGCACCAGGUCUCGUCGGACCCGUUCACGAUCGCGGUCAACUAUUGGUUUGACGGUCUUCGACCGGCGCUGGUCCAGCACCCGCACAUGCAGCCCUACUACGCUCGAGUGCUCUUGGAAGACAUGCUGGCGCACGCCCGAAAGCAGGCGCUGCAGGCGUACCUCGAUCGACAGCAAGUUACACUUGGCACGUCGCUGCCUUUCCCAGACGCCGCUGCGAUGGCCAUGGCGGCACACGUGGCCACACACGCGACAACGACGCCGGCGCUGCUGAGUCUCGUGCCGCGUCGUGACAUCCACUGCGUCUGCCUUGCGCUGAGUGCGAGCUUUCCGGUAGCGUGGAAGCAGCUGCUGCAGAAGGACGCACCGACCGAAGUGCUCGAGCUGCUCACGGAAGCGUGGGACGACCACGAGGCGAUCGUCCACACGACGCGGGUGGCGUCACCUGGCGCGUACUUUGAGGCAAUUUACGCGCCCUUCUCGCUGGACGAGCAAGAGGAGCUUCAGGCGCACUUGCUCGCGGCCAAAGAAGCCUUUGCACUGCACGUUUGUCACGACCUUUUGCGGUCGACCCUCGGGCUCUCGAGCUGA